Messenger RNA from Pangasianodon hypophthalmus (striped catfish), 7439 nucleotides. It is a transcript of the gene nrg1, whose product is annotated as neuregulin 1. NCBI's taxonomy places the organism in Eukaryota, Metazoa, Chordata, Actinopteri, Siluriformes, Pangasiidae. The record is from RefSeq and is a predicted model, not a curated record. Gene Ontology annotation, molecular function: chemorepellent activity; protein tyrosine kinase activator activity. The transcript is spliced from 9 exons. Gene Ontology annotation, biological process: animal organ development; activation of transmembrane receptor protein tyrosine kinase activity; nervous system development. The coding region runs from base 3117 to 5282 and encodes 721 amino acids.
GCCUUAUUUUGCACAGAUGCAAUUUAUCUUAGAAUCAUUAAAGUUUUGGGGAGGCCACAUCUGUAAAUAGACAGCAUUAAUAAUGUGGCCAGACUUUUACAAGCUUACAUUAUUGUGAGAUCAGUAACAAAAACUAAUAUUAAAUACCAUGCAAAUAUUGGGCCUAUUAAAUUGUGUGUACAUUUUUUGUGAGUCAAACUGAACUAAAAAUUCUCACCAGAUUUUUUUGAUACUGUUGAUUUUUUUUGUACUUAUUUGCUUAUGUUGAUAAAUACCAAACACCUGUAAAUUAUCAAGCACAUUCACAACAUUGCAGAUUUACAUUUAAUGAUGCCUACAAAACCCCAUAAAAGGCUCACAGCUAGCUGAAAACAAGAAAAUGAUGACUAAAUAGUGAAAAAACAUCUCCUAAUCACAGUUUGCGCUAAAUCUUUUAGUGAUGCCAAUUCAGCAGUCAUAGCGCAUUGGCUACCACAGGCACAGCAUCACUCUUACUCCUUUUGUGGGGUCCCAUUUCUUUUGUCCUAAUUGAAUGGCUGGUAUUAUUUGUCUUAAUUACAUUAUUGCUGAUUUGUUUGGUUUGCUUUCUUUCAAGUCAUUAAUAUGACGAGUUUCACAAAAUAUUCUUGGUAGAUUUGUAUUGUGUCCUAGCCUGUUAGAACCAGGACUGGGAAGAGCUUAACACCUGUCCCACUCAUCCCAUGCAGGCAAGGGAUUAUGAGGCUGAUAAUCCCAGACAAUAUGUAGUAGCAUAUUGUCAUACCGUGACAGGCUUGGAAAAGGCAAAGGAGAUUUGUGUUUGUAUAUAACUGGAAUGGUAUAGAGCUGUGCGUGUCUGUGUCUGUGUGAUUAUUAUUCUUAUCAUUUAGGUAUAUGAUCAUGGUGGUUUAUAUUAGACUGUUAGAAUGUUUACAUUUUGGCAAAUAUGACCAACUAAAUUCUUUAGUAAAUAUUGUAAGCACAUCACUCAAGUGACAUGAGGUCGAACUGUCAGGAACUGUCAGAGCCAGAAUCCACAGACUAUACUGACACUGCCGGCAUUUCUACCGCUUGGUUUUUUUCUAGUGUUUUCCAGUGUUUCCUGGGGCAUAGUAGUAGGAUUCACAUUUAUUUUUAAAAAAUAAUAGAAAACAAGCAUUUUCCAGUUUAGGCCAUGCCCACCUCUGGCGGAUGCAGAUCAGGAACAGAUACAGAUAGUGAUGUUGCAUUACACACCUAGUAGCUUGGUUAGCAUGCUAAAUAAAUGUACAGACAUUGACGGUGUCAAGGAUAUUGCUAGACAGAUUAAUCUGAUAAGCAGAUGUCCAGUGUCUGAUGGAACUGGAGUAAUGAAGAAUAUUUAACUGUUUGGAACUUUACCUUAUAGUGAUCCUAAAUUGCAUACUGGUACCAUACUGUGUCAUGAAAUUCACAUCAGUGAUUUAGUACUGUAUAUUAAUUAAAUAUUUUAACAGUAAGGCAUGUAACAUAAUACCCCUUCUCACAGCACUAAUGAUAAAUGCCCUUGUUCCUUCAUUGCCUGUUAGCUGAAAUUAAUUACGUUGAAGAUAUAAAAAUGAUUUCGGUCCUUAAUUAAAGUCUGCUCUUUGAACUGAUAGUUGUGGCUAAGAAAAAGCUAUUGAUUACACAAUAACUUAGCUAACUAACUCAAAAUGGAAUGGUUUCAGGAGUGACGAAAAGUCUGUUCUUUACCCUGUAUUUCAUGUACAGUGUCUGUGUACCCUCCCCCAUCCCCUGAGUCAGAAGUACAAUGUAUGUAAGAUACAACUGAUUAUGGCGUGUAAAAGGAGGGAACUCAUGCAUAGUAAGUGUCAGACAAAGAGAAAGGGAAAAAAAUACAAGCAAAUAUGUUCAUCCAUAUUUACAAAUCCAGUUUAUGAUUUUAAUGUUCAAGUGGAUUAAUAAAAUGUUUUCAUUCAUAUUUGUUUGUUCUCUUGAACAGUGGCCAGUAAAAGGUAGUAUCUGAUAAAACAAUAGCUGCAGUCCCCUGAGUAAUAUCACAUGUCUCUGUCACUGGUGGAGCUCUUUCCGCUCAUAAAAACGCUCCUUUCAUAUUAUCAUAAUCAAUGGUCUACAAAGAGGAGGAGGAGAAGUGUGUGAGGAAAUAUGAGCGAGAGAGAGAAAGAGAGCAGCACAGAGAGAGGUAGAGGGAACUGGGCUGGGACCAUCUGACUUGCUUGCCUUUGAUUCGUUGCAUUCUCUGUAAUUGGAUCAAGUGCAGACUUGCCUAGCUCCGCUGCACGCGUUAUGUUCAGAGUGCGGAGUGGGAGUGGCUGGAGAGGGGAUAUACCAUAGAGAGAGAGGGAGAGACAGCAUGAGAGAGGCAGGAAGGGGGUAAGAGGGAGAAAGAAUGCCCAUGUGUGCAUGAGUGAGAGAAGAAGAGAGAAAGAAGAGGAGGGGCAAGAGCGAGAGAAGAGGCGUGCACCAUCCUCACUCGUCCAUCCUUCUAUGUUGCGUAGCGAGGUGUGCGCUGUGCUAACAAUCAGUUCCUGCUCUUAUCCCUGGUGCCAGCACAUGGAGAGGAUGGGCACCUGCAGUUCCUGGAUGAUUCAACACCUCUCAAUACCUACUGCCAGAGCAUGACAAGAAGGCUCUCCUGUUGGCUGAGCUCCAGCACAACCACUGCACUCCUCUUCUGCCCUCAGGUGCUCGCUGUCCUCCCAUUUGAGCUUGCUAAGCCACGCUGUACCAGAGACCCGAGAGAGGGAUCCACCCCAGGCUGCCCCGUGUGUCUGCCUCUUGAGACCACCAUUAUUUAUAGACUUUGUGUUGUGCACAUUUUACCACAAGUUACCAAGUGGGAGGAUGCCGUGAGAGUGAAGCCAAGAGAGAAAGGAGUCCUUUCUGCAACGGAAGUCGGAGCCACUUCCCGGAUGCUAACAAGGUUAUUCUGUUGCCACUGAAGACCGUCUCUGCUCUCUCACUCCCUUCCCCCUCCUGCAUGAUCCGAUAAUGGACAACACACUUUAUGAGCCACGAUGCGCGAUGCUGAGAGCACCAGCACUAAUCCUCAUGUGUAAGGCUCUAAGCUAGGAACCAGGCUUUUGGAGAGUGACCUUUGAACAAGACGAGGAGAACAACGGAGGAAGAACGAAAGAAGAGACUAACUGAAAGUGAUGGCGGCUGCUGGAGUGGAGGAUUCCUCUGACAGACUCGGUGCACCUGAGAGCUCCACAUCUCCUGUGGAUCCCUCCUCUGAAGAUCUUUCUGAAGCUGGUCCUGAAGAGGCUCUUGAAGAAGUGAAGCUGGAGGAAGAGAAGCUUGAAGAGGCAGAGGUAGUGGUUGAGGAGAAUGGAGAGGAACACAGACUGUUGGGAUGCCUAGGGUUGACAGCUGCUUCCUGCUGUGUAUGUGUGGAGCUGGAGCAAGUGCGUAGCUGUGUGCGCUCAGAGAAGAUCUGCAUCCUGCCCAUCCUGGCAUGUUUGCUGAGCUUAGCACUUUGCACUGCUGGCCUAAAGUGGGUCUUUGUGGACAAAAUCUUUGAGUAUGAGCCGCCAACUCACUUGGAUCCCAAACCUAUUGGCCAGGACCCUAUCAUUAUUGAUGCGGAUCCCACAAUGGGUCUACCUAUGUCAUUUUCACAACCCACCUCAACUCGAACCCAUCUCCCAGCCACCACUGCAAAAAUCCCUGCACACCCUGAGGUGUUUGUAGAGGAUGAUUCCACAGCAGGUCCUUUUGCACCUGCCUCGCCCAAGGUGACCCACUUUUUGCCCCCCUCAAGAGUGACUACCCACUUAAACCCAGCCUCUCAGCCCACCCCCAGAACUACAGCAGUACCUGGCAGGAACAACACACCAAGCCAACAUGAAUCCAACAACAUAGUUACUAAAACAUCUCCCACCAGCACCACGGCGUCAGCCAAGACGUCUAGUCAUAUGACGCGUUGCAAAGAAGAGGAGAAGAGCUACUGCGUGAAUGGGGGCGAGUGCUUAACUGUGAAUGUCACACCCAACAGCACCAAACACCUCUGCAGGUGCCCAAAUGAGUUUACUGGUGAUCGCUGCCAAACCUACGUAAUGGCCAGCUUCUACAAACAUCAUGGGAUUGAAUUUAUGGAAGCUGAGGAGCUGUAUCAGAAACGCAUAUUAACAAUAACAGGCAUCUGCAUUGCUCUCCUAGUUGUUGGCAUCAUGUGUGUGGUGGCCUACUGCAAGACAAAGAAACAGAGGCAAAAGCUGCAUGAUCGCUUGAGGCAGAGUUUACGAAAGCGUAAUGCCAUGGCUGACAUAGGCAACGGCCCACAGUACCCCCAAAACUUCCAGCAACCACCACAAAGCCUGCAGCUUGUUAAUCAGUAUGCAUCGAAAAACACUGUCCCUGCUCAGCAUGUGAUCGAGAAGGAAACAGAAACUUCAUUUACCUUGAGCCAGUACACAUCGCCAACUCAGCCUUCCACCGCCAUCACUGCUAACCUCAGCCAGUGUUGGAGUAAUAAAAAGCCAGAGAAUGUGGUGUCUGACAGUCGCGUGAUCUCUGGGGUACAAAACAGCCGGAAUGGCACUCCAAGUCACCGCGGGCGUCUAAAUGCCACCGGAGGAGUCCGAGAUGUCAACGCCUGUGUGAAAACCUCCAGAGAAACAACAGAUUCCUAUAAAGACUCUCCAUAUAGUGAGAGGUAUGUUUCGACUGUGACAACACCGACACGCCUCUCGCCUGUGAAGUCGCUUUCCCCAGCAACGCCCUCCUCUCCUCCCUCUGAAGUGUCAGCACCUCUCCCCAGCCUGGCAACCUCUAUUCCAUCCAUGGCAAUGAGUCCAUCGGGUGAGGAGGAACGCCCUUUGCUGUUCCUCACGCCCCCGCGGCUCAGAGAGAAAUCAGAGCCCAGCCGAGCCCAGCAGCUCCGCAACUCAGCCCACUACAACCAUGGCUUGGACGAGAUGAGCCCUCCACCCAGCCCACUGCACAUCCAAGAGGACGAGCAGCAUGAGAGCAUGCAGGAGGACAGCUCCGUACCCUGUGCCCCACCCACAUCCGCCCCUCACAGCCCCACGGCCAUGCACAACUCUAAAAGAACAAAAGCCGGAUCUCAGAACAGUCAGGAUGAGCAGAGUGGAAGCAGCUCUGAAAGCAGCAGCUCAGAGAGUGAGGCAGAGGAAGAGCGCAUGGCUGAGGACACACCGUUCCUCAUACAGAACGCUGGGGUCGCAAGCAUGGCUAUGCUGGGGCUGGAGCUGGUAGACAGCAGCAGGACUAACGCCGCACUGCGCCUCUCCCCACAAGACGAUCUACAGAGCAGACUAGCCAGCGUAAUGGCUAACCAAGAUCCAAUUGCUGUGUAAAAGUGAACAUACCAUAGAAAAAAAAAAAAUAAGUAAAAGGAUACUUGUAAGAUACUAAGAGUAAACACUAAACAUUUAUUUUCUAUAAAUUAAGUAUUUGAGGGAAAUAAAAAAAUAACUUUUAUUUUAGUUAUGUAGUGCAAAAAAGUCUUUUAUAAAUUAAAUGUGUAUAUAAUGUGUUUGCUUCUUGAAAAAAAAAAAGUGCCAUUCGUUAUAUAUAUGUAUGUAUAUAUGGUCUCAGUAUUUCAAAGGCAGAAACAAUAUCAAUGGUGCCUUUAAUUUCAGAAUGGAGAACUAAAGGAAACUCCAUUAUGACACUGAGCUAUAUAUUCAUGACCUUGAGCCAGCAUCCAGCUCUGCUACAAUUCACAAUCGGCAUAUGAAGUUUCAAAAUCCAUACCAAUUAAAAAAAGAAAAAAAAAAAAAAAAAAAGCAGUUAAAACUGAAUCUCAAAGUAUAAAACUGAAGUAAUAUUAGUUAUUAUUAGUUUGUACUUUCUCAGCUGGUAACAAGGUUAUUAAAGCUCAGCACUAGAAAUCAAAUUUAGUAAUUGGGUAAGUGAAAGCUAUGAAUCAAGCCAGUUGAAUUUGUCUAGUUUGCCUGUUACUGAAUGAAUAUAUGGCUCACUAUGUCAAUAAUUCAACACAUCCGUUGGCUUCACAGUAAUGCAUUGUGGGGAAGGUACAGCACCAAUAUAAGAACUGGUCUACACAUUGUAAAGUAAACGCCAGAAAAUGUAAGCAUUCGCCCAUCAAUAUUCUUGUACAAUGUUAUAUUAUUUCCAACGUGUCUGUUGUAUUAUUUCGUUUUACAGAUGUGAUCACUUGUGUAACAGGUUCACUCGCUUAAAUGUAAUUUGCAGCCUAAAAAAUGAUGCCAGACAAAAAAAAAAAGAAAACACACACAUCUGAGUGGCAAACGCAGACACAAACUUAUAAUGAAGCUGAAUGGUGGAUAAAAUGCCUCUGAAUACUACUUCACUUUAUAAAUCUCUGUAUUGUACCUGUUUAGUGUGUCAGGAGCCAGAAAGUCUUAAACAAUAUUCGUCCAGUUCAAAUCAUAACUUCAUUUUUUUCAUUUUAACAAAAACACCCUAAAACAAGUCUUGCUUUAUCUAGAUUUUUUUUUUUUUUUGGGAACUGGAGAAAAGUUUGAGUGUUUUAAUAAUUUCUGCAGAAUACCAUACCAAUACCAUUUUUUUGUUUGUUUGUUUUUCUUCCUGAGAUAAUCAAAAAAGCCAUCACAAAAUCUGGCCCAUAACAUUCUGCAUUUUAUAGUAUUUAUUUUGUCUCUUAUUUAUUUAUUUAUUUAUUUAUUACUUUGGCCUUCUAUAGUCAGUCAGAUAUAGUCUAUAUUUUAAUAGUGUUGAAAAUAUACAUUUGAAUAUAUAUAUAUAUAUAAAAUCAGUAUAUAUAAGACUGGUUUCACUUUUUCACCAUUCCAUUAUAUUCCCACGUGAUUUUUUUUUAAUGUUGGAGGCCUAGUGUAAAAUGCAAUAUGAAUAAAUUUACAGCUGAUUAUAUUAUCAGUGUACGAUUAUAUCAUCUAAAACAUUAAGCCACAGAGAGCCGCUUGAAAAUACCCCAUGAUGCAUUGCUUUCAAACCAAGGAGUGUCUGUCAGAUACGCCUGUCUGUGUAAAUAAGCCUCCAACAGCUUGGGUUCUUUAAUUUAUGUAAGACAAUUACAGCAAGUUUGUGUUCUUGGCCCACUUCCUUAACAAUUUGUAUCCAUCUCACCACUGAUACUUUUCUGACAUAACAUUAGCUAAUUAUUCAUGAAAUCUUUAUUGUUUUUUCAAAGAACAGACUGUAUGUUCAUUUUUUCUUUUUCAUAUAAAUGACAUGUAAAAUGAUAUGUUAAUUCUUACUGGGUCUCUGUGUCAGUGGGGUCCAUUAUGACUACACUGUUGCAACUACAACUACAUUACAAAUGCAAGAGAAACACAAAAUAAACCAUAGUCAAGAUAACUGCAUGAACACACAAAAAGACAAUUGCAGGCAUGUAUUGCACUAAAUGUGCAUGAUCACAGAUGUCAAUCAAAUCCAUUGCAGUAGUCACAGACUUGCAGGUCUCUCUACUCUUCUACGUUUCAUUAAAGAACUCUCCAUGUUCAUGUACUAUUGUGUGAAAUACUAAACAUACUGUGUGGUUUGAA